AUGUCAUUUUAUGGCCUCUAUGGCUUCAAAAGAAGCCUCAAUGUAAUCAAUUCAUUUCUUAGACUUACAGAUACCGUUGACGGUAGCAUAAUUAUUGACGGUAUUAACAUUGCAAAUAUUGGCUCAAAGGGUUUGAGAACACAGCUAACAAUUAUAUCGAAAGAUCCAGUUCUUUUUGAGGGAACAAUUCGUUCAAAUCUUGACAUUGGUGAAGUUUAUAAUGAUGAUUAUGAAUUGUGGGAUGUUUUAAAAAGGGUACAUCUGUCUCAAAUUGAAAGUGAUUCAACAAGCAAUCCACUUUUGAAUAUUGGUCCUAUUACAAGUUUAGAAGAUCCUGUGAUUGAUGGAGGCAGCACGUUUUCUAAAGGACAGCGACAACUUAUUUGUUUUGCUAGAGCAUUACUUCGUAGAUCAAAGAUAAUAAUAUUGGAUGAAGCAACUGCAAACGUUGACCCCGAUACAGAUGAUAAAAUUCAAAAAAUUAUUCAAAAUGAAUUUAAAUAUAAUACAGUGUUAUGUGUAUCAAACCAAUAUAAAAACAUAAUAAAUUUUGACAAAAUUUUUGUCCUUGACGAAGGUAGAGUGGUCGAAUUUGAUACACCAGAUCAACUUUUGAAUAAUCCAAACAACAACCCAUAUAUGAUUCAAGCAUUAAAAGUAUCACCAGCACCUAUAGAAUCAACAAUAUUGAGUAUUCUAUGA
Entrophospora sp. SA101 is the source of this 702-nucleotide messenger RNA. The record is from the annotation of a GenBank genome assembly. Lineage: Eukaryota; Fungi; Glomeromycota; Glomeromycetes; Entrophosporales; Entrophosporaceae.